Messenger RNA from Colletotrichum lupini, 708 nucleotides. Its product is annotated as AhpC/TSA family protein. Bases 1 to 708 code for a protein of 235 amino acids. The transcript has 3 exons. The record is from RefSeq and is a predicted model, not a curated record. Gene Ontology annotation, cellular component: cytosol; mitochondrion. Lineage: Eukaryota; Fungi; Ascomycota; Sordariomycetes; Glomerellales; Glomerellaceae. Gene Ontology annotation, molecular function: peroxiredoxin activity. Gene Ontology annotation, biological process: cell redox homeostasis; cellular oxidant detoxification; cellular response to oxidative stress.
AUGAUGUACAUAACAGACACAAUGGCUGACCAACGCCCCGCUCCCCUCCGCCUCGGCACCGUCGCCCCCAACUUCAAGGCCGACACCACCAACGGCCCCAUCGACUUCCACGACUUCAUCGGCGACAGCUGGGUCGUCCUCUUCUCCCACCCGGAGGACUACACCCCCGUCUGCACCACCGAGCUCGGCGCCUUCGCCAAGCUCGAGCCCGACUUCUCCAAGCGCGGCGUCAAGCUCAUCGGCCUCUCCGCAAACACCCUCGGCUCCCACGAGGGCUGGAUCAAGGACAUUGACGAGGUCACCGGCUCAAAGGUCGCCUUCCCCAUCAUCGCCGACAAGGAGCGCAAGGUCGCCCUCCUCUACGACAUGCUCGACUACCAGGACACCACAAACGUCGACGACAAGGGCAUCGCCUUCACCAUCCGCUCCGUCUUCAUCAUCGACCCCAAGAAGACCAUCCGCACCAUCCUCUCCUACCCGGCCUCCACCGGCCGCAACUCCGCCGAGGUCCUCCGCAUCGUCGACUCCCUCCAGACCGGCGACAAGCACAAGAUCACCACCCCCAUCAACUGGGUCCCCGGCGACGACGUCAUCGUCCACCCCUCCAUCAAGACCGAGCAGGCCAAGGAGCUCUUCCCCGAGGUCCGCAUCGUCAAGCCCUACCUGCGCUUCACCCCUUUACCCAAGGAGAAGGCCACCGUCGCCUAA